Messenger RNA from Saccharomycopsis crataegensis, 2337 nucleotides. RefSeq names its product Zn(II)2Cys6 transcription factor domain-containing protein. The record is from RefSeq and is a predicted model, not a curated record. Lineage: Eukaryota; Fungi; Ascomycota; Saccharomycetes; Ascoideales; Saccharomycopsidaceae. Gene Ontology annotation, molecular function: DNA-binding transcription factor activity, RNA polymerase II-specific; zinc ion binding. Gene Ontology annotation, biological process: regulation of transcription by RNA polymerase II. Bases 1 to 2337 code for a protein of 778 amino acids. The transcript has a single exon.
AUGAAGCAGCAUAAACAAAUUAAAAAAUCCAAAUAUUCUAGGCUAGGAUGCUUCAACUGUAAACGACGGAGAUUGAAAUGUGGUGAAGAGCUAGAUUCUUGCUUCAAUUGUUUAGAUAAAGGAAUACGAUGUAGCUAUUUGGACCUUACCCCGGAGCAAAAGCAGAAAGUCAUUGACGCAAAUAUAAAAAACAACCCCAAUUACUUGCUUGAUCCUGGGAAUAUCGGUAAUCAACAGGGAAAGAUCCCGGGAAGACGACCCAUGGUUGAGUCGUCACCACACUUCAAGAAUAUGAAGCAAGAGCUUGAUAAAUUCCAGUUUAGCAUGGGGGUAUCGCGGUUCAGCAUUAUUCCUAAAGUUUACGGCCCGAACCAUACCACUGGUAAUAAUAGUGAUGACAGCGGCAACAAUAUCAGUGGCAAACAUGCAAACAGGAACAGCUAUGGAAAAAGUAAUCAAUAUUCUAUUAACAGUAUUGAUAACUAUGACGACAAUGAUAAAAACACAAAGUCAAAAAAUGGCCAUGGACAGAUGAAUAUGCACUUUGCAAGAUUUAAUUUGAAUCCGUCGAAUCAUGGAUUUCCUUUGCCAAAUCACGAAAAUAGCGCCACGACUUUUAAACUUCGUCAAUUAAGUAUCAGGAAAUAUCCUCGAACUUUCUCACUGGGAGUCAAGUUUAGUGUAUGUGGAGAAUACGAGGAAGCUCUUGCCUAUGCAAGGGAGUUAAUGAGCGGGUGGUUUACUGACUUUUCAUACUGCUCGUGGGAAUCUUUGGCAGUAUACAAUGGUGCCAUUUCUAGAGCGAUGGCGUUGAUAUUGGUAAACAUGGAAAAAGAUUGUUACAAAAGCUCGAUGGCGGAUCGAAGUCCUACCAUCAUUGGCAACCUUCAAAAAUGGCGCAGCCACUACAAAUUGAAAGGAUUAAGGCAUGCCCAGAAUGUGAUAGAAUCUUUGAACCAACCUCAAUUGGCAUCUAGUAUUGAGUAUCUCAGAUACUUCAGAUAUUUGUUACAUUACUCAUUGAUCAACAUUGGGUUGACUUUACAAUCGAAAGCAGAAUAUUCAUCUCUUGCAGCAUUCAUUAACGGAUUCAUUUCUAGCUCUUUAUCAUCUGAGGUAGUUGACAAGGUGUCAAAGGAUAUACAAUAUCAAUAUUGUUGUGAUGCUGAGAUUCAGGAAGAGCAGAAGUAUACCGAAUUCAUGUUUUCUUCCGUCAGAGAUUUUUACUCAAAAAUCAUAACUAAGGUUUUCGUUCCAUCGUAUCGAACGGACAGCUUCAAAGAGUUUUUCCAAGAACUAUUAAAUUUUGAAAGUUUUUUAAGUUAUCAGAAUUUGAACCCUUAUUCCGUGGCGCGGUUCCAACUAAACGAUUUGAUAAAGUUUAUUAGUAAUCAAGUUCUCGGUGAUCAAAAAUUGCUUGAUAGCUUCAAUCCGAAUUUUGUCACCGAACAUAAUGUUGUGCUUGAAUCGAGGUUUACUAAUGGAUUUUUUGAUUUUUUCCCAUCUGAAAUCGUCUAUUUCCAACAGGUUCACAAAUCAAUUAACACCAUCGAUAAGAUCAUGUAUCUCCACUGGUCUGCCACAGCGUAUUUUUUGGAUAAUAUUUUUCCUGAGGCCGAGUAUUUUUUCAGUGCCAAGUUUUCAGGAAGCAUUCAUUGGGCGGGAUUCAAUAUGGAUUUGAUCAAUGAUAUUUUGAAAGAUCUACAAAACCUUUAUGCUAAUUCGCAGAUUACCAGAGAAGUUUAUGAAUUCUUGUAUCGGAGAACAAUUUAUUUAACAAGAAUGAUCUCAUUCUUGGCAACUCGUCAUAGAGAUUACGUUUGCAAUUUGGAGUUAAUUCAUCCAUUUCUGAAGACUCCUUCAGUUUUCAAGGAGCGGUUCAGGUUUGCUUCUAGAAAACCUAAAUUUGUCAAAGAAUUACAAUUGACGAGCUUUAAAACUGGGGCGAUAAUAAAAGAAAAUUAUCCGGCCAACGAUCCUUCACUUAUUGAACAAUUGAACACCGCGGACUCAAUCAGUAUGGCGCAACUCAAUCAUCCUGCAAACAUUCGUUAUAAUGAUUCUAAAACCACUGUCAAUAAGAAUGUUGACCAGAGAUAUUUUGAAGUGACUUCAUUUCUUGAUAAUUCUACAAAUCCGUUUAAUGUUUUUGAGUCUCCACUCGAGCUCAUGGAACUUUCUGAUUCUGGGUUACUAAAGAAUAUUGAUUACCAGCCGGUAAUGAACCCUAAAUUCAACCAGGCAAAUUUCUUCAAUUUUCUUGACCUAAAAAUGGUACUUCAGAGCUAUUCCGAGGACAAGGAUAUGAUUCUUCUGCAUCUGAAGACCCUCUGUUGA